Messenger RNA from Rhineura floridana, 3558 nucleotides. RefSeq names its product xyloside xylosyltransferase 1 (gene XXYLT1). NCBI's taxonomy places the organism in Eukaryota, Metazoa, Chordata, Lepidosauria, Squamata, Rhineuridae. The record is from RefSeq and is a predicted model, not a curated record. The transcript is spliced from 4 exons. The coding region runs from base 946 to 2085 and encodes 379 amino acids. Gene Ontology annotation, molecular function: UDP-xylosyltransferase activity.
GGCUGGCGGGGAGGGUUGUGAGGCCGGGCUCUCCUUGCAUGGCUCAUUUCCGGGCGGCGGCUGCAAACGGCUGGCGCCCCCUCCCCACGGCAGGGGACUGCUGCCCUUUAGUCGGGUGCGUCUAGCUCCGACUGCAUCGCUGGCUGCCUGCUAGGGCCAGUUUCCCAUCUCGGAGGUGCUGGCGCCCUUGUAGCCGAAGGGGCUGGUGGAGGCCUGUCGUGGUGGUGUUUUUAUGUCAGGUCAAAGGGCCGAGGGCCUGGCCCAGUCACUGGGCUUCGCCAUCGGCCCGGCCCCGCCUGUGCGUUGGAACUCUUCCUACCCAGCAGCAUCGAGGGGCAGCCCCAGUGAUCGAGCUGAGCUUUUGCCACGGGGCGGCCGCUUCCCGCCAAGGGGCUCGCCUUUGCCGCCGGUGCGGUGUGCUUCGGCUUGGCGCACACCCCGCGGGGGAAAUUCAUCGUGUAGCGCCAGUCUUGCACCUGAGAGCGAGAAGGCAGCACCUCGGCCCGGCCUCCUGUCCGCCCGUAAUGAUGCCCAAAGGCCCCGCUGAGGAAAGUGUGUGUGAGACGCGAAGGGACACAGAGCCCCCCAGCCUGCCUGGACCGGCAACGUGCACAGCUGCUCUUCCAUGGGCGGAGAUGCUUGCAGGCCCGACAGACCGCUUGCUGUGGCGUGGCAGGGCAAGGCCAGCCGAGCUGCCCGCCCCCUCCUCUGAGGCCAGGGCCUGUGGAUCAGGGCCGGGGACAUGGCGCCCCGCGUCCUCCCACUACCUGCCGGCUCCCUCGGCCGUGGGUCACUCUCGUUUGCUAGGCGCGUCUCAGUCGCGGAGGGGCUCCGAAGGGGGCAGACUGCCUGCGGCGAGAAGCGCCCCAUACCGAAGUCCCCGCCUCCGCGUCCCCGCCCUUCCUGUGGGCGGAGUGAAGCGGUCCUCUCCUCCCCCUCCCGGCCAUGGCGCGCCGCCCGGUGACCGGGACGGCGGCGGCAGGAGCGGCAGGGGUGAUGGUGCGCCCUCAGCCGUGCGCCCUGGCGGCGGCGGCGGCGCUGGCCGUGUUGUGCGCCUUCUACUACGCGGGCUCCGGCGGGGUAGGCCCCGCGCGCACUAGCGCCCCGCCGCUUCCCGUGGCCGUGGCCGUCGGGGAGAGCAAGGCCAAGGCGGGCGAGGAGCUGCUGGCGGCGGCGCUGCCCCCGGCGGGCGAGGCGGAGCUGCACGUGCUGUUGGUGCUGGCCAAGGCGGAGCGCAACGCAGCGCUGCGGGCCAAGGCGGAGGGGGCGCUGCGCUCGCUCGUGCGCUUCGGCAAGCUGGGCCCUCGGCAGGCCCUCGUCCUCCACCUGCUCAGCGACGCCGCCAGCAAGAGCCUCGGCAAGGCGCUCCUCCGCGACGCCCUCCGCCAGGCCCCCUUCAAGUACAAGAUAGUCUUCCAUGACGUGGAUGUUCUGACAGAGAAGCUGCUCCCAGUCGUGGAGACCAUGCAGAGGCUGUUCAGCGCAGGCUCCGGCACCUACUACAGCGAUUCCAUCUUCUUCCUCUCUCUGGCCAUGCACCGGGUCAUGCCUAAAGAGAUUUCACGGAUCAUUCAGGUGGACCUAGAUGUGGAAUACAGGACCAACAUCCGGGAACUGUUUGAAGAAUUCGACAACUUCCCAGAAGGAGCUGUUAUUGGCAUUGCCCAUGAGAUGCAGCCGGUCUAUCGACAUAUCUUGUGGCAGUACCGGAAAGAGCACCCGGGGACCAGAGUGGGAGAGCCUCCCCCAGACGGGAUGCCCGGCUUCAACAGUGGCGUUUUACUGCUAGACCUGGAGGCUAUGCGCCACUCAGAUCUCUACAACCGCCUGCUAGAUCCGGGAGCCAUCCAGCAGCUGGCCAACAAGUUCCACUUCAAGGGCCACUUGGGGGACCAGGACUUCUUCUCCCUGGUGGGCAUGGAGCACCCAGAGCUCUUCCACAUUCUGGAUUGCACCUGGAACCGGCAGCUGUGCACGUGGUGGCGUGAGCAUGGCUACAGCGAGAUCUUUGACCGCUACUUCCGGUGUGAUGGCCACAUCAAGAUCUAUCAUGGCAACUGCAACACGCCCAUCCCAGAGGAGUAGCCACUGCCACUGCUGUUGCCACCCACGGCAGAGGGACUGUGGGGGUACCUGGCUGGUGAGCUGAAGUUUAGGGGAAGCGUGAGGGUCUUGGGCUGGGCUGUGGCUCCUACAGGCCGGCUGUGAGUGGCUCUUCCAGGAACAGCCCCCCUUGGUAGGCAAGUGGGAACCCUUGAGGGGCUUCCAGCCAGGAUAGCCCUCCAACACUGGAUUGCCACAAGAUGGUUGGCUGGUCGGGGGGGGGGCUUGCCAAUCUUUUUUCCCCUCUCUAGCAGAUGGGUGUCACGGGUUGGGCCCCAGAGACUCCAUGGAGAGUGAGGGAGGUGAACAGCCGUCCUCUCUGGGCAUCUGCGCUGAAGCUUCUUGGGGACCAGGCCACCUUCCUCGGGCUGUGAGUGCUUCCUCCCGUCCACAGAAGAGCCCGAGGGAUGUUCUGCAGUCAGAUCAUCAUCUUGUCUCAGAGUGGCCAGCCAGGUGCCUAUUAGGGAAAGCCCACAAGCAGCACUCGAGCGCAACGGCAGCUCUCCUCUCCGCGGUUUCCAGCACCUGGGAUUCAGAAGCAUCUUGACUCUGAAAUCACAGCCUGCAAUGCACAUGAAGGAGCUGCGCUCCCAAAGCAACGUCGUUUCUUGUGGACCAAACCUGGAUGCUAAAGGGACCGCCUGCUCCCUUCUCUGCCCCUUUUUGCCAGACUCCCCAGCCUUCUCCUCCUGCGUCUUCGCAUCAAAGUUGGGGGCAAAAAGGCUCAUUUUGGUACCUCUACCUUGAACCUUUGGGGCUGGCCUGAAGGCGCCAGUUGCGCGAGGGAAGCGCCUGCUGAGCUUUGGCUGGGCUGAGGGGAGACUUCGCCACGUGGCUUGUCCUGAUGUUCAGCCUCUGGCUGUCGGGGGCAGGAGGCCUAGAUGGAAGGGGGCUCUGUACAUUCACCGCGUGGCAGCCCCUUCCGGGGGGGGGAAGAAUUAAACGCAUUCCAAGACAACUUGACUCUCAUCUGGGGAGGGACCGGGGGGAAAAUGCGCUGCGGGGAUCCUGCCACAGGUCGUCCCUCUAACUUGGUUUUUGGAAGAUCAUGGGAAAAUUCAGAAGGGGAGGGACUGUGGCUCAGUGGCAGAGCCCCUGUUCUGUGUGAAGAAGGUCCCAGGUUCAGCCCCCAGCAGCAUCGCCCAUUAAAAGGAUUUGAUUGAUUGAUUUGAUUUAUAUCCCACCCUUUCUCCCAGUAGGAGCCUGGAAGCAGAUGGUGGAGAAAGGUGGAAGAGUUGGCAGGUGGUCGACUUGGGCUAGAUCAGGGCAAGGGAGGGUCUCUGGUCUCCACAGGUUGUUGGACCGCAGCUCCCAGCAGCACACCCCGUUCUCAGGGAUGAUGGGAGUUGUAGUCCGGGAGGGCCGGGGGCUCCCCACCACUAGAUGAACCAAGCACCUCCCCUGGUCUGAACCAGCUUCCUGGGCAUUGACUUGCCACCGUUGAGCAGGGGAGCC